Molecule: messenger RNA, 988 nt
Organism: Pipra filicauda (Wire-tailed manakin)
Lineage: Eukaryota; Metazoa; Chordata; Aves; Passeriformes; Pipridae
Product: aldo-keto reductase family 1 member B10-like
Exons: 10
Coding region: 1-951 (316 amino acids)
Cellular component (GO): cytosol
Molecular function (GO): aldose reductase (NADPH) activity
Source: RefSeq, a predicted model, not a curated record
AUGGCAACCUAUGUGCAGCUGAGCACCACAGCCAAGAUGCCCCUCCUGGGGCUGGGCACCUGGCAGUCCCCAGCUGGGCAAGUCAAAGCUGCAGUGAUGGCUGCCAUCGAUGCCGGGUACCGCCACUUUGACUGUGCCUAUGCGUACCUGAAUGAGAACGAAAUUGGGGAAGGGAUCCAGCAAAAAAUCAAAGAAGGUGCUGUGAAACGAGAAGAUCUCUUCGUUGUCAGUAAGCUGUGGUGCACAUUUCAUGAGAAGCCUCUGGUGAAGGGAGCCUGCCAGAAGACUCUUGCUGACCUGAAACUGGAUUACCUGGAUCUCUACCUCAUCCACUGGCCUUUUGGGUUCAAGGCAGGAGAGGAGCUGUUGCCAAAAGAUGACAAAGGCAUGGCUAUUCCUAGCAACAGUGAUAUUCUGCAGACGUGGGAGGCCAUGGAAGAGCUGGUGGACUGUGGUCUGGUAAAAGCCAUUGGAGUCUCCAACUUUAACCACGAGCAGAUUGAAAGAAUCUUGAACAAGCCGGGACUGAAGCACAAGCCUGCAAAUAACCAGAUUGAAUGUCAUCCAUACCUCACCCAGGAGAAGCUGAUCAAGUACUGUCAAUCCAAAGGGAUCACUGUGACAGCAUACUGUCCCCUUGGCCGUCCUGACAGACCAUGGGCUAAGCCAGGGGAUCCUUCCCUCCUGGAUGACCCCAAGAUCAAAGAGAUUGCAGCCAAACACAACAAAACCCCAGCACAGGUUCUCCUUCGCUUCCAGAUCCAGAGAAAUGUGAUUGUGAUUCCCAAGUCUGUCACACCACAGCGCAUUGUGGAGAACUUCCAGGUGUUUGACUUUGAAUUGACUAAAGAGGAGAUGGCAACUAUUCUGAGCUUUAACAGAAACUGGAGGAUCUGUGAAAUGGAUAUGUCCAAAAAUCUCAAGGAAUACCCUUUCCAUGCCGAAUACUGAAGAUGGCCUUCACUAGACCUCUGGUGUCUCACGUGCC